AUGUCAUCCCGUCGGAGCCGCACCACCGUGUACAUUAGUGAUCGUGAGCUGCCCGAGAGGUUCCGAGAGUUGACCGCGGAAGGUAUGGACACCGAUACUCGCCUGAGAUAUCUGAAUCAGAAAAUCAAUCAAGUAAUCCAAGUCUGUAACACAGAAGCCAGACAGUUUCAUCUUGACAUCGAAGCCGUCGAGGAAAGGAUCAAUGGCUUGUUGCGAAUCAUUGAAAGCCGUGGGAUGGUCGGUGUUCCCAAUGCGGGAGAAGCUGCUAGUGUUGAUCAGGAGGAGGCAGACGUUGCGUUACCUGCCGCAGCGGAAGAAGAUCCGAUGGAUGUCGAUCACACAAUUGAACCCCACUUGCCGAACGAAGGCGCGGCCCCUGAAGCAAAUGACCCCGAUACUGAACCAAUUCCCGACAACAUCGAACCAUUGCACGGCUUGGUCGCAGCAAUGAAGACUAGUAUUGCUCGAGCUGUGCUAUCUACGAUGUUCAACUCUGAACUUUUGGGUCGUAUCACCGAGGAAGAAAAGGCGAGGCUGCUGAGUGCUGCUGGGAUUCCACGGGAGGAGCUUUCUGCAUUCUGGAGUCUGCUUGGGACUGAACAACAAGCAAGGGCGGACUCCGACGAGAAUUUUUGGCUGCAGGUGGACAAAUACCGGAGGCGGUUUAUCAUUGAGCAGCAGCAGCUGGCGGAUGAAGUGGGCGGGCCAAUCAAUGAUCCUGUGCAGGGAGACAAUGAUAAUCCAGUGGAGCCGGCCGUCAUGGAUCGGGAUGCGGAUGAUGAUCGAGUGGAGCGCGCUGUCGUGGAUUGGGUGGAGGACGAUGAUCCAGUGGAGCCGGCCGUCAUGGAUCGGGAUGCGGAUGAUGGUCGAGUGGAGCCGCCCAGAACCAUCCGAGGGGCCAGGCGAACAGUUCGGCGGGCCGAAGCGAGGAUUGCAAGUGCGGCGCAAUUACUAGCCCUGCGUGACUCCGAGCUUUUGAGGACUUUCUAUGAUGAGGAAGAAGACAACCAAGCCGAACACCGCCGCAUUCAAGAAGCAUGGUACGCCAACCGUGAAGUGAGAAUGCGAUGGGAAGGAGCAGAUUUCUCAGAGGAUUGGGCGGAUGUGGUUGAGGAGGGGGAAGGGUAUGAAGAUUAUAUGAACAGAAUUACCGGCCUCUUGGAACUUUGUGAUAUGGCCGAAGAGGCUGCUCGACGGGACACGGAGGCGCUUCGUGAUCCACCCACGCUGCGAGUCCAUUCACCACCUCAUGAGGCAAGUCCCCCUCCUGAGUCAAUCGAGCGUAGCGAGGCAGAGGCAAGUUCGGCCCCUCCUGAGUCAAUUGAGCGUAGCGAGGCAGAGGCAAGUUCGGAGGCUUCUGAGAAAACCGAGCUUAGCCAAGCAGAUGGUGCGGAGGAGGAUUGGGUCGACGCGGCUGAGGAACGAGUUAUCACGGCUGAGGAACAAGAUUUCAAUGCGGUUGUUGCUAGGAUUAAGCAAAACGUUGACGACUCCGAGCCUGUUGCUGGUCCCUCAAGCAAGCGCGCCAGGUUGGACUGA
Messenger RNA from Puccinia triticina, 1539 nucleotides. RefSeq lists its product as uncharacterized. The record is from RefSeq and is a predicted model, not a curated record. The coding region runs from base 1 to 1539 and encodes 512 amino acids. The transcript has 5 exons. NCBI's taxonomy places the organism in Eukaryota, Fungi, Basidiomycota, Pucciniomycetes, Pucciniales, Pucciniaceae.